CUUACAUGUACGUGACUUGCACAUGUGUACGGUAUUCCCUCCCUCAUGCUGCUUGCUACUGGCGUCUCUGAUCUGGCGUCACUGAUCCAAUCCGAUCUGGCUUCCCUUAAUGUCAAUUGAUGCCAAUAUAAGUAUGGCGAAUUUCAGCGAUACGAACUCGCACGAAAUGACAGAGAAUCAUGUUAGUAAGCGGUGCAAUAAUCAGUGGGUGCGACUGAAUGUUGGUGGAACGUAUUUUUUAACAGCGAAGACUACUCUGGCGAGAGAUCCCAACUCGUUUCUCUAUCGGCUAUGUCAGGAAGACUCGGACCUUAUUUCGGACAGGGACGAAACGGGAGCAUACCUGAUUGACCGCGACCCCACAUACUUCAGUCCAGUUUUAAAUUACCUACGCCACGGAAAACUGGUGAUCAACAAGGAUCUAACGGAGGAGGGUGUACUAGAGGAGGCGGAAUUUUAUAACAUCACAGAACUCAUUCGGCUAGUCAAAGAAAGAAUCAUAUUGAGGGACACUCGGCCGCAGAGGGAUUCGAAGAAACAUGUCUAUAGAGUUAUCCAGUGUCACGAGGAUGAGUUGACACAAAUGGUGUCCACAAUGUCGGACGGAUGGAGAUUUGAACAGCUAAUCAACAUAGGUUCUCAAUACAACUACGGUAAUGACGAUCAUGCUGAAUUUCUAUGUGUUGUAAGCCGAGAAACAUAUACACAAUAUGGAGCUAGUCAGCUCAAUAGUAAAGAAGAGGAGUCCACAGAUCGUGUCAAGGUUUUGCAGCAGAAGGGUUCACGCAUGUAAUGUCUAGAUCCGUCCUUGUUUUCCCUUGCCUCCUUUAGUUUGAUCAACUACGCUGCAACAAGAUGAGAAGACUGCUUUCGUUUUUACAUUUAAAAUGUUAAAUUGUAAGACCCAGACUUUUUCCAUUAUAUUCUCUCUAUUCCUAUAGAUAAUAUUAAUCUACAGGGACAUUACUGUGCAAAGAGAGAGAGAGAGAGAGAGAGAGAGUGAGAGUGAGAGAGUGAGAGGAUAAAGAAGUUUUAUAGAUAUGUAUUUAUUGCAUAGCAAGAUUGUACAUGAAGCUUUAAAAACCGAAAGUAUCACGUUAUUAUUAAUUUAUUCCUCUUCAGUAACAGAGUGUCCAGAAGACAAAAAAUGUCGAUCUCACGAAAGGGAUAGUUUAAUAAUUUCGUACAGUUUAUACACGUAUAAUCGCUAUACAACAGACAUGAAGCAAAACCUUCCUUUUUCUAUAAGCGCACCUAUCUGCUUUAAAAGCAGGUAUGCUAUAUAGUCAAAGAACAUAGUUAUAUUAUUAAUAAACAUUGUUCCAUAAUGGCUGCAGUUGUGUUUUAGCUUUAUCAAAUACUUUUAAUCGACUAUGGUAUUUGUGGAUGAGAAGAGGGGGGGGGGAGGCAAUCGGUUUUACACAAAUUUCUACAACGGCGGUAGUAUUUGUCUUCGGUAGAUGAUACAUAGUAGAGAUUGUCAUUUUUGUACUAAAUUGUACAAAAAGAAAAAAAAAUUCUGUUCCCCACAUCCGUGUCCUUAUCAUAACAUAAAAUGUCUAAAUUACUUACCUUCGCACUGCCGCUAAAAAUAAUAUUUGUAUACCUAACGUGAUAAUUUUCAAAACCCAAAAUGCAUACUGAUAACUAAUGAAUAUGUAAAGCUGACUUUAUACAUGUAUUGUUAAUAUGAAAAGGAAUUUUUUCUAAACAAAGCAAUUUUAUUACACUACUUAUUAAGGAUACAAGUUUGAGAUAUAUGUGGAAAAAAAAGUAGAGGCUUAAUCUUCGAAAAAAACAAUCGUGACAGAAAUUUUAGGAAGCAAGAUAAGCAUAACAUGAUGUAAAAAAUUUCGAGUAACAUCCAUCACACAUAUACACAUAUAUAUAUAUAUAUAUUUCACAUAAGAUACGAAAGCUUAAAAAAGACAGAAUGCGAUUUCGUUGCCACGCACCGAUGAAACAUAAUAUAAUCAGAAAAAAAUUCAAUUAUUUUCCUUCACAAAUAUCCGCGGUUGCAAUAUGAUCUCCUACAUCCGUAAUAAUGAGAUCAUUUACAACAGAUGUAGGUUGUCGAUUGCCGAGGGCCUAUUAAGAAAGUGUCCUAGACAAUAUAUUCAUAUUUAAAGAUGUUAAAUGGAAGGACGUAUGUAAUAUUGGCUUGUUAUAGAUAUGUCAUCAGUAUUGUACACGUGCGAAAUUAUUAUGCCACGUAUACACGAUAUUUUUCUUUGUGUACAAAACUACCAAAAAAAAAAAAA
This is a messenger RNA of Linepithema humile (Argentine ant), 2261 nucleotides long. It is a transcript of the gene inc, whose product is annotated as BTB/POZ domain-containing protein inc. Gene Ontology annotation, biological process: proteasome-mediated ubiquitin-dependent protein catabolic process; protein homooligomerization. Gene Ontology annotation, cellular component: cytoplasm; Cul3-RING ubiquitin ligase complex. The record is from RefSeq and is a predicted model, not a curated record. NCBI's taxonomy places the organism in Eukaryota, Metazoa, Arthropoda, Insecta, Hymenoptera, Formicidae. Gene Ontology annotation, molecular function: cullin family protein binding.